Messenger RNA from Chara braunii, 5772 nucleotides. NCBI's taxonomy places the organism in Eukaryota, Viridiplantae, Streptophyta, Charophyceae, Charales, Characeae. The record is from the annotation of a GenBank genome assembly.
UCAGAGGAAGACAUCUCCAUCCCCCCCCCCGUUCAGUUGGAUUUUUUCAAUUUUUUUGUACAAAGCAAUCUUUUUUUUUUUUUUUUUUGAAACAAAUAAGUUGGACUGAACCUAAAUUUGGUAUGUAUCAUUUAAAAAUGUCUUACAUGUGGAGCUGCAUCGGAUGGCGGUGCUUGUGACACUUUUGGCAUGGCAUUGCAUGUAUGUAUUCACAGCUGUGCACACCGGGACUUGGUGCGAUACUGGACGGACAAGGUGGCUGCGUCUUUCGAGUUUGGGCACCGAACGCGGAGGCAGCGUUCAUUGCACUGCAUGAUGAAGCAAGCAGCGUCGAUGGUCAGGAAGGGACGGUCAAGAUGAUUGCAAUGGAGAAGCAAGGGGCCUUUUGGGCGCAAAGGGUGCGCAAUGUCAGAGCGGGUGACAAGUACCACUAUGUGUUCAGACAUCAGGGGGUCGACUACCACCGUCGUGAUGCUCGGGCUCGGCAUACCGAUUUCAACAGUGAUGCAUGCAUCAUAACUGACCCCACAUAUGAGUGGUAUCCGUUCCAGACUCCGGCCUUCGAGGAGAUGAUCAUCUAUCAGCUACAUGUGGGCGCUUUCACAGGGCGAGAUGGUGCAGGAUCGUUUAUGGAGGCUGAAGGAAAGCUCGAUCACAUCAAAGGGAUGGGAUUCAACACCAUUCAGCUCAUGCCUGUGCAUGAAUUCUCUGGAGAGUGGGGUUACAACCCUCGCUUGCUCUGUGCAAUCCAUCAGAAAUACGGCACACCCGAGCAGCUGCGCCACUUUGUGAACGAGUGCCAUAUCCGAGGCAUUGCCGUAAUCUUUGAGGUCGUACUUAACCAUAUGGCAACAAAUCUGAACAGCCUCUGGGCAUAUGAUGGGCUCAACACGGAAGACGAUGGCGGUCUGUACUUCGACAGAGCAUUCGACACGGGUUCUAGCCGCGGUUUUGCGUACGAAGAACGAGAGGUCCGGGAAAUGAUUUCGGAUGCGGUGCGGAUGUUCCUAUCUGAGUACAAAGCGGAUGGGCUCCGCAUUCAUGCUGUUCAUAACACGCCGCGUGAAGUUCUUGAAGACAUGACCAGCACUAUGCACGAAGAGUUUCCGGGGAAGAUCCUCAUCAGCGACGUGACACCGGAGAAUCCGAAGAUCGUUAGUCGAACUGGCUUCGACAGUACAGUCAUCCACUCCACGUACUUCGAUAUGCGCAAACACAUGCGAGGAGACCUGGAUGGGAGGAAGCUGGAGAAAGCGAUCGGGCUACAUUACGGAUUCACAAAGCCCACACAGUGCAUCAAACACUUUCUGGGAGCGCAUGAUCACAUUGGCGACCGGAACGAUGGAAUGUUUGACGCCGCCAUAGAUGGAUUUCACAGGUAUGCUGUGGACCUGUUUGGAGGAAGAGCGAAGUGGGAAGCAAACGCAGCGGCGAGGGCCUGGUACAUGGUGAUGACAAUGUCAGCAGGGAUUCCGCUGCUUUUCAUGGGCACUGAGUUCAGUCAGGAUGGAUGGUGGGGCGUACAGCCUGACGAAUGCGUCAACUGGGAGAAAGCAGAGGAUGACACAGGGAAGACAAUGAUGAAACUAGUGAAGGCUGCUAAUGAGUUCAGAAGGGAGAGCCCGGCGGUUCUGCAUGGCACAGUGGAUGUGGUGCACUACGAUGAGAAUCAUGGAAUCAUCGGCUUCUGGAGGAAGUCGGAGAAGGAAUGGCUUUUUGUGGUAGCUAAUCUGAGCAGCUACCAGUGGAGCGAGGAGGAGUACGAGGUGCGCGUGGGCAACUGCGGCACCGGACACAAAUUUAUCGAGGUUUUUAACUCCCAGGAUGCGCAGUACGGGGGCUGGGAAGGAUCGGGAAAUGCCGGCAAAAAGUUGAAGGGAAAUGGCCGUCGGAUUAGUAUCAAUCUUCCCCAAUGGAGUGUGCUUAUCUUCGAACCAACGGACUGAAAGACCGGCGCCACGCACAGAUGAUGGAUCAUCGUCAGCUGAUCUCUCUCGACGGGUGCGAACAGACCUGACAGUGUGCAAAACAGACCUGUGUGAAAGUCUGAUAGUGUCAGUAAAUCUACCUUAUUCUUGUUCAGAAGGCUCCCUUCCCUUUUUUUUUUGGAGUAGCUAUUUAUAGGCCCCUUUUCUCAGUUUCUUACCUCUUUGUCACAUAUCCAGUGGAGGUCGCCAGUUCCAAGUCAGUGUGAUGGAUUCUACAUGCGGAGCCAUGAUGCGAAGCUCAAAAUUCUUAGAUAGGCAUGGUGGCUAUGGCCCUACUAUAGGGACAUGUAGUCGUCAUUUGACCGACAGCAGGGGGAGGGUUCGGAGCUCAAAAUUAUCAGAUAGGCGCGCGGUGGCUAUGGCCCUACUAUAGGGAGCUCAACGUGUGCGUGUUAAGUGACAGUCUGGUUGACAGUAAUGUGGGUGUCUGCAGUGUUUGCUCUCCCAGGAUGGAGCUAGAGUUGAGGGUGUGUUUCUACUCCAAAUGGGGGUUCUAGGGGUCCUGGUGUUGUAGGGUUGAGGGUGUGUUUCUACUCCAAAUGGGUAAAUUUAAAUUGAUAACUUAACAGAGUUGGGGGGAUCAAGGCUUGUCUUUUCUCCCCGUCUCUCCCCCCACCCCUGCCUCUCCAACACGUCUUCUUGGUUACUUUGUUUUUAUAUUAUUUUUUAUGGUGCUAGAGUCCUUUUUGUUGUUGUUCGAGGGCACACAAGUCCUCAUUCAACCGGUCCAUGGUUUGUUGGACACGGUACGCCAUACAUGUGGUACACUGGUACCACAGAGUACCACAGAGUACCACAGAGUACCACAGAGUAGCACAGAGUACCAGAUGGUACCAGAUGGUACUAAUAUGUGGAAAUGGCAGGAAUCUUCCACCUGAUAACCCAUGAUUGAUCCACCAUGAGCCACAUGGCAUGUCCACAAGGUACGGGAUCAUUGACACAGAUCUGUCGGUCGCCUAUGUUGUAAUGAUUGUAGCAGCCAGGGUGACAGACAUAUUCUUGUCUUGGGAGAGAUGGAAGCCAGAGUCAUUGGUGAGCUGGACAAGGGGGUGUCUGCCAGGGAGGAGAAGGUAUCGGUGCACAAAGUUGGAAUAUCGAAUUGAAAAGACAAGUCUGGAUAUCACACCGAUUCACACGAGGAUUUUGUGGCCUGGAUCUAGACGAUAAUCACUGCUACAUUCGGUCAAAUAAUGUUCUUAGGCUAGUGUGAGCUUGCCCUGAGAACCAAGUGGUGGUGGGGUGGAAAGGCUGAGGACGUGUUGCAUCUGAACUUAGGACUGUGGAUAUCAUGGCAGUGAGAGACGCGGUCAGGAAGACUUAGUAUGGAUGUGUAAGUCACAGGGAGAAAUCAAGACCUGCUAGAGUGAAACUACAGAGUACCAGAGGGUGUAUAAAGGCUCUGGAAGAAAUCUGAAAUCAUCUGAGCAGGAACGGGGGGCGUACAGGUUACAACAUACAAAUGAUCGAGUUCGGUUCAAGCAGGAGGCGAACGAUUGCGACAAGAAGAUCGGUGCCACGUUGUUGUCGAACAUUGAGACACGGUGAGACUGCAGAGUCUGACUACCGUCUUUCACCCGAUAAGAAUGCCCAAUCAUUAUUGCUGUAUCUGGACCAAAAGUUGGCCCAAAUACAGCUAUAAUGACCACUGGCAGGUGUUUAUUAAGAAUGCCCAAUCAUUAUUGCUGUAUCUGGACCAAAAGUUGGCCCAAAUACAGCUAUAAUGACCACUGGCAGGUGUUUAUUCGGUAAAAAACAGGUGUACGGGGGGGGAGCUCAGUUUUACUGGGGCGAGACUGAGAACUGAGAACGGAGAAAGAGUUUUUUUCUGAGGUAAAACUCAGACCUGAGUUGUGCUGGGAUGCAACUGAGUUUUACUGCGGUAAAACUGAGGUUAUGGGGAUAGAAACGAAAGGUUCUGAAGUACAGAAGGUAGCUGUGGAGGAUGUGGCGCAGGUGAAUAAUGAGCAUCGCGACUGACAGCAGUUGACACUUGAAAGGGAUGUGUGACAUUGUGUGACAAAAACUUCCGUCAUCACACUUUGGAUCCAGCUGAGUUUUACUGCGGUAAAACUGAGGCUAUGGGGAUUAUAGAAACCAAAGGAGGAGGAGGACACAGGUGAAUAAUGAGCAUCGCAAAACUACAGGGGAAGAAUUUGACUGACAGCAGUUGACACUUGAAAGGGANAAACCAAAGGAGGAGGAGGACACAGGUGAAUAAUGAGCAUCGCAAAACUACAGGGGAAGAAUUUGACUGACAGCAGUUGACACUUGAAAGGGAUGCAUGACAUUGUGUGACAAAAACUUCCGUCAUCACACUUUGGAUCCAGCUGAGUGAAUAAUGAGCAUCACAGAACUACAGGGGAAGAAUCUGACUGACAGCCUCUGAAACUUGAAAGGGAUGUGUGACAUUGUGUGACAAGAUCUUCCAUUGUCACACUUUGUGACUUGCGGCGAGAAUUGCACACAGCGGAUCCGAAUACCGGAGGAGGAGGUUAAAGCUCUUUGAAUCUUGAUUCUAUAAUGGGUGGUGGUGCAUGGCCAUGCUUAGUUGGUAGAGUGAUUUAUCUGUCUGGUUCCUUAAGAUCUUGUCAAAGGAACCAGAGGAGGAGGUUGAUUCCGUAAGACUCGGUAUGUCAAAGGAACCAGAGGAGGAGGUUGAUUCCGUAAGACUCGGUAAGAGGAGGCGGUUAAACUGAGAAAGUAGGCGGGGACGUUUGAGCUGAGAAAUGCAGGUGUAAAAUGUACAGAAAGGGGACUUGAGGUACAGUAACUAUCACUUGUCAAAGGGAAGUUAUCUCAAUAACUUGUCGAAGGGAAGUUACCUCAGUAACUUGUGGAAGGGAAGUAAUCUCAGUAGUAUUGGGGAUGGACUCCGAUGGAGGCCUAGAGUGGCGACUGAUGAUAAAUGCUUAAAGUUUGCUACUAAGUUUAUUUAUGGUCUAAGAAUGACUGAGUUCAUAUUAUAGACCGAAUUGAAGUCCUUGCCCUUCGGACAUGGUUUUCUUAAAAAUGCUGAAGUCAACGACUACUCCAUGCAGUGAAACUGAGCUGAGAACGACUCCGGCAGUGCUGGCAGGAGGGCUUUGAAUGCCACAAAGUUAAGGAAAGUGGCCCAAUGCAUAUCAAUCAGUCAGUAGAUUCAGUUCUGCAGCCCAUCGUCAUUGCUUAUAAGGUCGGCGUUGCUGCCAUCCCAUCAACAGGUCGAUGAAUCGACGAUGAUCACUCCCCUCCGAUGACUUAAUCAAUGGAACCAUACAUUGGUGCGCUUGGAUCAGAGAACAGCGGAUUGAAGCAGAGACGCUUGUCCUCAAUUUUCCAGGCGUGAGGACACCAAGAAAGGUCGGUGAAGAAGAUCAGCAUUACUUUGCUAGUAGGGGCUUUAGGGGCUAAACUCUGGACGUUGAUGAAAAUAUCAGAUAUGCACUUACUUUCCUGUUGCUCUUACUUUCCUGUUAGGUGUUGGAAAAGAGUAACAAAGAUGGAGGCAUUAGGAUAUGAGGGAGGAAAGUCUGAGAUGACGUAGAGCAUUGCUGUUUUCCCUUCUGUUCACAGCGCACAGAGUGUGGGAUCUGUGUGUGUGUGUGUGUGUGUGUGUGUGUGUGUGUGUGUGUGUGUGACAGAAACAGAGCUGAGAAGGAUAGCAGAUAGUGAGAGGGAAAAGAGAGAUGGGAUGUAUGUGUACGUGAAGCUGUGAUAGACAGAGAAAGAGAGCAGAUGAGGAUGGCAGCGAUAGAGAGGGAAAAUAGGUCACGGGAGAGAGAGAGAGAGAGAGAGAGAGAGAGAG